CCGGGUUAGGCCACGCCCCCCACUUCCUACCUGAGAGCGGUGGUGAAAAAGUCCCAAACUUCCUCCUGUGGACUGAAACUGGAGACAAAGAUGAGUCUGCCGGACUGUAAAUCACCCGGGAAACAGUCUGCACCCGCGAACCCACACUCCCCUGUGGUGCAGCUGAACGUGGGCGGUCACCUGUUCAGCACCUCGCUGAGCGCCCUGAGGAAGCACCCCGACUCCAGGCUGGCCGAGCUGUUCAGCGGUCAGCCCAAGCUGCGCGCGGACGCAGAGGGGCGCUACUUCCUCGACCGCGACGGCUCGCACUUCGGAGCCGUCCUGGAGUUCCUGAGGUCGGAGAGUCUGCCCACGGAGAGCGUCCGGGAGGUUCACAGGGAGGCGGUGUAUUACAACAUCAAGCCGCUCAUCAAACAUUUGGAGGAAACUCCUCAGAUGUUUGGAGAGCUGGUGGGAAGACAGCAGUUCCUCUCCCGCGUUCCCCACUACAGAGAAAACAUCGAGGUGCUGAUCCGCGUCGCCCGAGCCGAGGCCAUCGCCGCCCGCCACUCCACCAUCAUGAUCUGCGUGCUGAGGACGGAGGAGGACCUGGGAUCCUACGAAGACGCCAUCAACAGCCUGGAGGCGGACAAGGAGUCGGUGGUGACGUUCGGGCCCUGGAAGGCCGCCGUCUCCGUCAAAGACUUGCUGGACUGCGUGAAGAUGGACAUCGGGAGUCAGGGCUACGAGGUGAGCGUCCAGCCUCACGUCAUGGAGAAGAGCUUCCUGUCCAAGAGCUACGACUACUUCUACAAACUCAUAUUCACCUGGUGGUGACGGUGGAAGUGGGAGCUGCAGGUGGAGGACCGAAACGGACAAAAUUAGAAAAAUUAAUGAAGAGACAAAUGGUGCAAAUAAAUCAACUGAUAUUUCAUUUAAAUGCACAAAAACAUAAUACCAAUAAAUGUAGGCAUGUAUAGUCUGAGCAAUCAAUAGGUAAACAUCUAACCCAAUGACACACUUUGAUUGACAGCCCUCUCAUUUGCAUAAUGUAGCAGAAAUCCAUAAAAAAGAUGAAAAAAGAAUAUACUGAAAUAAAAAUAAAUGGGAGGGGGGGCAUGGUAAAACAAAAAAAACUAAUAAAAAAAUUGUAAAUUAAUUGAUUAUUUUAAUAAAUUGGAAAAUUAAAUGAAAAGUAAAUAAAUAGGAGAAAUCAUAUUGAUGUAUCAUUUAUUAAUUCCUACAUUUAUUUAAAAAUAUUGUUUUUUGUGCAAAGACAAAGACCUGAACCUAGACGAAUUAAUUUUAGGUGCCUUUAAAUAACUGACUUAAUAAAUAUUGUUUCAUUUUUCUGUGUAGUGUUGCUGAAAUCAUGUUUUACUGCUGCUAAACUGUAAUAAAGUAUAAAAUACUGACACUGUCACUGACACAGUUCAGAAGGAGGUUUGUUUAGUCACGUGUGUUUUGAGUGCCUUUGAGCAAGGCAGCUGCUGCAGUGGAGGUAACGGGCAGCUGAGGAAACGUCGUUUGCCCCAUCAGGACACUGAAAAACAGAAAGGUUUCAUCAGUAAAAAUGAUUCAUUAUCUUUCAGUUUUUCCCCCUAGUGAAGGAUAAAAUCCAGGGUGAGCUGUUUAGAAACGAUAGAGAUUAUUGAUUAGUGUAAAUGAAUGAAUGAAGAUAUGAACUACUAUUAAAUAUAAUUUGUGUGUA
Messenger RNA from Scophthalmus maximus (turbot), 1690 nucleotides. RefSeq names its product potassium channel tetramerization domain containing 14 (gene kctd14). Bases 91 to 816 code for a protein of 241 amino acids. NCBI's taxonomy places the organism in Eukaryota, Metazoa, Chordata, Actinopteri, Pleuronectiformes, Scophthalmidae. The record is from RefSeq and is a predicted model, not a curated record. Gene Ontology annotation, biological process: protein homooligomerization. Gene Ontology annotation, molecular function: protein binding. The transcript has 4 exons.